AUGCUUUCUACUGCUGGUUGGAAAAUUGUGUCCCUGCUUUAUUUUGUGUGUGCAUCAUCAUGUGAAUCAAAUAUUGCUUAUAGAGUUGUAGAUGAAAACUCUUACGAAAACAAAAUUGAUGUGAUGAAUCAAUAUAUCUUCGCGUUCUCAAUAAGUUUUGGAAUUAUGGUAGCGUUAAGUAUAAUAUACUUUAAAAUUAAGAAGAGAUAUCCAAAGCUUCUUCCACUCUUGGCACUUUCGACAAGUUUUUUGAUGAUAAUUCACGAUUUAGUAGCCAUCUUAUUUAAAUCUUAUUUAACGCCACGUCACACUUCAUUAAAAAGUGAAACAGGUUUAAGACUAUCCAGGAAUAAUAAUGAUGAAAAACAUAAUUUUAGUCCACCACAAACUCCUGCCUUGUUCCUUUCAAAUGAUGGAAGGAGGAGUAGCGUUGGUUUGAUAAGUAGGGCGCCCCUUUCCCCAUUUUUGUAUCAACCUCCUUCUCCUUAUAAUGCUGAAGAUCAAGGGGAUGAAGAGGAGGGAAUACCACAAGAAUAUGUGGAUUUUAAUAAAGGAGGUGAGGUAAAUGACCUUUCGAACUCUAUUAAUUCUAACGUUACCAAACCCCAAUCUAGUUAUAUUCCUCAUUUAAAUAAAUAG
Messenger RNA from Funneliformis geosporum, 639 nucleotides. The record is from the annotation of a GenBank genome assembly. Lineage: Eukaryota; Fungi; Glomeromycota; Glomeromycetes; Glomerales; Glomeraceae.